AUGUUGUCUUCUUUCUGGCUGGUGCUGGUUACCGCCUGCGGCCUCGGCCAUGCGGCCACGAUAUCGGGCGGGCCUGUCAUCUAUGAGGAUCUUGCCGACUUAGACGUAUUCAGGGUCAACAACACAUACUACUACACUGCCUCGACCAUGCAUUACUCGCCUGGCGCGCCUAUCCUAGAGAGUACCGAUCUGGUGAACUGGGCAUACAUCGGCCACGCCGUGCCGUCGCUUGACUUUGGUAACAAUAAGUACUCGCUCCAAGGCGGCAAUGCUUACGUCAAGGGUAUCUACGCAUCAUCCCUCCGUCGCCGACCAAGCGACGGGCAGUGGUUCUGGGUUGGUUGUAUCGAGUACAGCAGAUCUUACGUUUAUACUGCCCCAUCGGCCACUGGACCAUGGACUCAGCUUGUGCAGUUCUCGAAUCAGUGCUACUACGACUGCGGCCUCCUGUUUGACGAUGAUAUGACACCAUAUAUCGCUUAUGGCAGCAACACCAUCCAUGUCGCACAGCUUGCAAAGGACCUGAAGAGUCGGGUUAAGGACACCGCUGUCUACACUUAUCCUGUAGGUGUCGAGGGCAGCCGUAUGUAUAAGAUCAAGGGCACGUAUUACAUUAUCAACGACGCGCCGAGCACAUUCACUCAAUAUGUCAUGAAAAGCAGCAGUAUCGGCGGAACAUGGACUUCUACUACUCUGGCUGCUGCGCCCGCCUGCCCCGUGUCAGGCGGAGGCCCACCACAUCAAGGUGGCAUCGUGGACGACGUCAAUGGUAACUGGUACUACAUGGCCUUUUGCGAUGCCUUUCCUGGCGGACGAGUACCUGUCCUUGCCCCCAUCCAAUUCAACUCUCAAGGCUUCCCUACGCUGCCUAACACAGAGUCGUGGCCAACAACCAUCACAACACCAAUGGCGGCCAACGUCAUCGCGCCAUAUACAGUCGCCGACACCUUCUCGGGUACCACUCUCGGACCUCAGUAUGAGUGGAACCACAACCCAGAUACGACCAAGUUCAAGGUGAACAACGGAUUGACACUGAACACUGCUACUGUCACUUCGGACUUCAACAUGGCCAGGAACACUCUCACUCACCGUAUUCUAGGCCCUAAGAGUGUGGCAACCAUUAAGCUGGAUUACAGCAAGAUGCAGGAUGGAGAUCGUGCAGGUCUUGUACUGCUACGUGAUGUCUCGGACUGGGUCGGCUUGAUCAAAAAUGGCAACACAGUCACCCUCGGUGUCUGGUCGGGCAUUACCCUGACAUCUGGGAGCAGCGGCUGGUCUACGACUAAUGCUGGUUCGUUGGCUACAUCGACGUCCGCCACGGCGACUGGCACCAUCUAUUUGCGCUGUACGGCCAAUAUUCUGCCAUCUGGCAACCAUCAAGCACAAUUUGCUUACUCAACGAAUGGCAACACGUUCACGAACAUUGGCAAUGCUCAGACCAUGACGACUGCCUGGCAAUUUUUCAUGGGCUAUCGUUAUGAUCGAAUCCUAUCGUCUCGAUGGAAUAAGCCCUUACCAGUACUGCUCAUACCGACUGGUGCCGCAUACUGGGUCGGUAUCCAACAGCGAGAACAGCUACGCGAGAUGGACCAGCAGCAAGCUGAAAUUCUGGAUGCUCUGAGAGCAUUGGCCGAGAAUGAUGUCAGUAAGGUCGAGAGGAUGGCCGGAGCAAGGCAAUGA
This is a messenger RNA of Recurvomyces mirabilis, 1680 nucleotides long. RefSeq lists its product as uncharacterized. Lineage: Eukaryota; Fungi; Ascomycota; Dothideomycetes; Mycosphaerellales; Teratosphaeriaceae. The transcript has 3 exons. Gene Ontology annotation, biological process: carbohydrate metabolic process. Bases 1 to 1680 code for a protein of 559 amino acids. The record is from RefSeq and is a predicted model, not a curated record. Gene Ontology annotation, molecular function: hydrolase activity, hydrolyzing O-glycosyl compounds.